Lutra lutra (Eurasian river otter) is the source of this 10797-nucleotide messenger RNA. It is a transcript of the gene DPF3, whose product is annotated as double PHD fingers 3. The coding region runs from base 65 to 1183 and encodes 372 amino acids. Lineage: Eukaryota; Metazoa; Chordata; Mammalia; Carnivora; Mustelidae. Gene Ontology annotation, cellular component: nucleus. The record is from RefSeq and is a predicted model, not a curated record. The transcript is spliced from 11 exons.
AGCCUGGAUUCUGCCCCUUGGCAAGGCUCUCGGUCUGAGUUGCCUGGGUCUUCAUAACUCUGUAAUGUCCCCAGGGAGGCUCGGGGACCAGUUCUACAAGGAAGCCAUCGAGCACUGCCGCAGCUACAACUCGCGGCUCUGCGCAGAGCGCAGCGUGCGCCUCCCCUUCCUGGACUCGCAGACCGGGGUGGCCCAGAACAACUGCUACAUCUGGAUGGAGAAGAGGCACCGCGGCCCAGGCCUCGCCCCGGGCCAGCUGUACACAUACCCUGCCCGCUGCUGGCGUAAGAAGAGACGAUUGCACCCGCCUGAGGAUCCAAAGCUUCGGCUGCUGGAAAUAAAACCUGAAGUGGAGCUGCCCCUGAAGAAGGAUGGCUUCACCUCGGAAAGCACCACCCUGGAAGCCUUGCUGCGGGGUGAGGGUGUGGAGAAGAAGGUGGAUGCCAGAGAGGAGGAAAGCAUGCAGGAAAUACAGAGGGUUUUGGAAAAUGACGAAAAUGUAGAAGAAGGAAAUGAAGAAGAAGAUUUAGAAGAGGAUAUCCCCAAGCGCAAGAACAGGACCAGAGGACGGGCCCGUGGCUCGGCAGGUGGCCGGAGGAGGCACGAUGCUGCCUCUCAGGAAGACCAUGACAAACCUUACGUCUGUGACAUCUGUGGCAAGCGCUACAAGAACCGGCCCGGACUUAGCUACCACUACGCUCACACUCACCUGGCCAGCGAGGAGGGGGAUGAAGCUCAGGACCAGGAGACCCGGUCCCCACCGAACCACAGAAAUGAGAACCACAGACCCCAGAAAGGACCGGAUGGGACAGUCAUUCCCAACAACUACUGUGACUUCUGCUUGGGGGGCUCUAACAUGAACAAGAAGAGUGGGCGGCCUGAAGAGCUGGUGUCCUGUGCAGACUGUGGACGCUCUGGUCACCCAACAUGCCUGCAGUUCACCCUGAACAUGACCGAGGCUGUCAAGACCUACAAGUGGCAGUGCAUAGAGUGCAAAUCUUGCAUCCUCUGCGGAACCUCGGAGAAUGACGACCAGCUCCUCUUCUGCGAUGACUGUGACCGUGGCUAUCACAUGUACUGUUUAAAUCCCCCUGUGGCUGAGCCCCCAGAAGGAAGCUGGAGCUGCCACCUGUGUUGGGAACUGCUCAAAGAGAAAGCCUCAGCCUUCGGCUGCCAAGCCUAGGGCCCCAGGUCCCAGACCAUGACCUGCUGCUGGAGAGGCACAGGCGGAGCCCACUUCAAACCGGAUCAAGCCCCCAUUCCCAAAUAUCCAGAGAGACCAACUGUAAGGAAGACCCGUGGUCACAGAGGGCUUGGACGUGCGGCACUGAGAGGGUGAGGUGUCUGCUUACCUCCUACACACAGGUUCCAGCGUUUCGGCCAGCCCCUCCUCGUUUCCACCGGAAGGAUGUCGCACUUUUGAAGAACACCCCUAGCCCCGGCCCUGUGGGACCCCCUCACGUUGCCCCCGGCCCUGCAGCCCUCUCACUGGUUCCCAUUUUAAGGGAAGCUGUUUUGUGACCACCGAUCGGUCCCUCACGUGUAGUCUGGUGUUUUCUAUCUAUUGUGUUCCAAGAAAUCUUCACACAGCCUCCCACCUCCUGCUUCAGCUCUUUAUCCUGAACUCAGCAAAGGAACAAAAGGCUGUGGAGAAGUUGUUAUUUAUUACAAGCCUCCCUGGAAACUUCCAGACUUGGAGUCAGGAGGCCAUCUUGAUGAUGAAAAUCCCUCUUUGUUCCUCGGUCUCUGUGAAGAAGAAAAGAGGUUUUCUGCCCUCCCCCGACCCCCCAAGCCCCACCCAGAUACCUCGUGAUGUCUACACCCAGGAUGGUCUCUUGACGGGGCUGGAGAGGGAAGGAGAAGUGCUGAGGGGUGGGUGGAAAUGUUGGGAAGAAAAUUCAGAGGCCCUGCCACAGCCAGUCAGUAUUUGUUAUCCAUCCGGGGGGGCUUUGUGGUUCCUUGACCUUCAGAGGUGGGGUGUCCUUGAAGUGAGAUAAGGCACAGCCUGUGGCCGGGGAAGAUGCUAGGGCUCUGCCUCCCCGCCAGCCUGGGUCUGGAAAUUUCCCAGCGGGACUCAAGAACCAGGAAAGUGGGUAAAGACUGCCCAGUCCAGAAUCCGAAUGUUGGCACAAAGGACGCAGCUUUGCAAAACCCGUCAGUAUUGAUGUGGCACCACAAAGUCCUUUCCCCAAGUAAUUUCUUCCUUCUACACGGUGUGUGUUUGCCACUGUCUGCCAACUGUUACCCAACUGCCACUGUCACCCGACUCUGGGGAUUUGAGGAUGGGGUCGAGAUGAUUGUCACCUCAACAAAUAACCAGGGUGGGGGGAUUCUUUAUGAUCACGGCGGCAGUGACGCACACUCCUCAGCUGGAGGGCUGCUCUUGCCCCCUAAGCUCCCCAGUAUGUGCUGGACUCUUGUUUUCCAAAAAAAAGAAAAAAAAAUGUUUUGAGAAGAAAGAGGUGGGAGGCUGAGCUUCUGAGAAGCCUGUGUUGGAAGUCAGCCCUGAGGGCCGGAGCGGCUCAGGCUGUCUUUGAAUCUCAGAGGCAAUGGCCACGGCAGCAGCACACAGUAACUGACACGUUUCUGGAAAAAUCAUUUGCCCAAAGGGCAGGUCUUGGUAAGCGGGACCCUCGCGCAUGCUCCGCUUCCUUGAAAUCAGCUCCAUCUCCGUGGCCCGGCUGCUCCCAACAAAGGCCGAGGUUAUUUUUAGUCCUCCAGCUCCUGAGGAAGGCCCUGGAGACUCAGAGGCUCGUUGGGCCACUUCUGCCCGGCUGUGGGGUUCGCUCCAUGACUUGGCAAGAGCCCCCUCCUAGGCUCACUGCUCUCAGCCAGUGGCCUCAGGGCAGCCUGUCAUGGAGCUGAGUGGGGCUGGUCUCACCCAGGCCCUUGCAGAGCAACCCGUGGGGUCAGUCUCCUGUAGGGGCCCGUGGCCUGCGAGUGAGCUACGUGCAUACAUAACAGGCUGGUUUGAAGGGCCCUGUCCAGAUGGGAUUUUCAUCCUGCUCCUAUGAUACGCCCUUCCCCCUGCUGGCUGGGGAGGCUGCUUUGGAUUCUGGAGGUGCAGGGAGGGUUUGGGGAGCUGCCGUGCCGUCUUAUCAUCUGUUCCCCAGAAGUGUCACAUCAGAGGAGCGGAUGUCCUCUCCCGACUGCUCUGGCUCUCUGUCUUCCCACAAAACCCAAAGUGGGGUGUCCACAAAGGCUGAUUGUUGGUUUUGAAAAUCACUUUGACUUAAUUUUAGAGAAAAAGUUACCAGAAUGUUCCCAAAUGCCACAAUGGCUUAAAGGUUAAAAAAGGAAGUCUGAAACCCCAAAUUGGGGCCCUCCUACUUGACAAACCCUCUUUGGAGGGUGUGCACAUGCGUUCCACAAGGGGGGAUUGAGUCUUGCAAGGGAGGGUGCUGUAACCCACAGUGGGGUCAGGGAGGGAGCUCAGGGCCCUAGAAUGGGUGUUAAGAGGGUCCAGAGUUCCCUUCCCAGUUGCAUUCCCUGUGGGAUCGGUGCAGCCUCUUCCUCUUUGAGGUCUCAGUUUCCCCAUCUGGAAAGUGGGGAUAGCAAGGCCAGCUUAUGGGACGACACUUUCGGGGUACAGCAAGCAGACAAAAUCUCUAGAGUCACAUUUAUCACUUUCUGUAUUGAGACCAAGAAAAUGAUGGUAAACUUCAGAUCGGUCUUUCUCUGACCCCCAGAGAACGAGCUAGAAUCAUGGGGUGCACAUGGAUGAUCAGGGUUUUGGUUUUGCCUUUGCUAUUCAGUAACAAAGUGACCUCGGGCAAGUCACUUAGCGUCUCUGAACCUCAGUUCGCCCCACCUAUAAAACAGAGAUAAUAACCCUUGUCCUGUCUGUUCCACAGUGACACUGGGAGACUGAAAAAGCUUAAUGUUAUAUAAACAACCACUGGAAAGCAGGGCUUUCCAGGGAGGAAUCCCUAAUAUUUCUAUGUCCCCUUCUUGUGUGAAUUAGCCAAGGUUAUCUAACCUUGAAAAGAUAACCUUGAACUUAUAACCAGAAUCUCCCUUUUGACCCAAAUGGGCUUAUGUUUUAGGGGCUGGGCGGCCUGUGGUCAGAGGCAGUAAGCCAAAGCUGCAACAAGGACCCGUGCAUGGGUUUGCUGUUGGUGGGAGGUGAGGAAUCUACCCUGGGGUUGGGGAUUUCAGAAUGAAGAUACUUGGGGCAAUCCCUUCUACAAGAUCAUCACCACCUAGACUGGGGAGCCAACUUCUGGAGAGGACUAUGAUUUAGUUCAGUGUAACAUUCACUUAGAAACUUUGGUGUAAAGCCCAGCUCUGCUACAUUUCUAGCUGGUUGACCUUGGGCAAAUUCUGGGACUCCUUUUCCAUGUCUGUGAGGCAGGGAGAUGUGGCCUGUCCAGCAGGGUUGUUGCCGGGAUGAGCACUAGGGCUGGUGAAGGUCUGGCCCCGGGGCCUGUCCUGAUGGAGGCCCCCACACUUGGGUGUCUCUUGCCACUGGAUAGAGAGGCCACCAAUGGGAGAUAAUGACACUCUUGCUGCCAGCUAGAAUCCCUGGAACAGCCAGGGAGACUUUGCUCUGCACCCCGAUAUUGUGGCUUCACCUGGCCAGAGAGGGGGUGGAUCUGCGCCAGAAGUGGAAACCCUCUUUUUUCGAGACACUUCUUUUUUGCUCCUGCAGCAAAUCCAGUGCUGGCAACCUUGUGAGGCUCUCCAGGCAAGGCCUCUGCUAGGAGAUUGACAUUCUGUUUUCCUUCUGAACCCCACAUGGACGCCUAGCACCUAGAGCAGGAGCCCCAGGGUCCCACGGCACCCCUGUUGCUGUCAGCGCCCCAGGGCCUGGUGGGAAGUCGAGGCAGGCCUCGAGGAGCAGCUGCUUCCUGGGGCUAUGCUCAGAUGUGAGACUGGAACUAGGGUGGUGAGCCGUGGGUGGGUGCAAGGGAGGCCAGAGUCCUCCAGACCUGGAGAAGGUAAUGGGUUGAAAGUUUCGGGCUUAGAUUUCACUGUGAUGGUUUCACGAUACCCUAGAGAGUUCCGCUCGUGGUGCAUUUUAGGCUCUCUUCAUUGAACACAGCAGAAUGAUUCCUUACGGCCCUCCCCUUGAAGAGCUCAGAUCAUUAAGGAAGAAAAAUGAGAUGAUUAUUAUUACUUUUCCUAUUGGGGCAAGUUUAGGAGACAUACCCGUGUUCUUGAAGAAAGAUUACUGGCAACUUCAGCUUUAGAUUCAGAGAAGAGGGGCCUCUGGUUUCCUCACUGGGUCUGUGGUUGGGGGGAGGGCCGAGAGCCCCACGGACCACAUUCCCUGUCCCUAGACUGGUUGUCAAGCUAGGCUACAAGGGGGGGAUAGCAGCCUCCCCUCCUCUCUCACUCCCUGACCAUCCCCAGGACAGGUCCCUCCUCAGGACAUGAGAUGUUGGCUCCCUGGGCCAGAGCUACGCUCAGACACCUAGCGAAGACACCCAGCACGCCACAGCUGGCUCCUUUUCGGAGCUGUGCGUUGGUGUCACCUGUAGUGGGUUCAUUAUUUUGCAGGAGGGAGGGAGGAAGGGGGGCCCAGAGGAAGGAGAGGGGGAACGUCAAAGGUCUUUCGUCUUUCAUGUCAGGCAAAGCAAAAUGAAGAGAAGGUGGGGAGGGCACUUGAGGAGGGCCCGGAAACCUGAUUUGCACUUAGAAGUCCCAGAGUUAAAUAACUAGAGGGUGUGUGGGGGGAGGCAGAGCGCUGCUGACUGCUCGGUGCCUUGAAUGUGGGAGGAUGAGCAGAGCCCCCAGACAGACGCACUGAGGGCUUUCUUUGAGCAUCUCAGCAGCUGCUCCUAGGAAGGCCUGGCUGUGUGGCCCCCUCUCCAUGCUUCCAGCCCAGACUGCUGAGGAGAGAGGCCCAAAGGAAGCACCUCCAGGAAAUGGUGAUGGGGAGGGGUCUGGGCCUUGCCCCAUCCUCCUCCAACUGGCUUCGUAGAAUGAACAGGGGGCUCCCUGUGUGAGGGGAAGGAUCUGGAAGUGGGUGGAUUCCCAGGGAAUGUUCUGUUUGGGCUCUGAGUGAGGCUUGGCUGUGUCUCUGCUGAUGGCUGAGACCUGGCGUGACUCCCCAGGAUCCUAUGCGGCUGUGGGGGGGGGCGUGGAUAACAGGGGUCAGAGGGUAUAGGAAUGCCCCUUAGUCAGUCUCUUUGUUCCCAACUCCUUUCCUUUCUUUGCUCCAGUGCCUUGAAAGAGGGUCAUUCCAGGGUUUCCCCCUCUUUGGCCCCACCAAGAGAAGGAAGCAUUUGUGCUGAUGGUGACAUUUCCCAGGGCAGGCCAGAGGAAGGCAGGAACAGGGACUGGCAGGCAGCCAGAACCCUCUUCGACAGAGAUAUAAAUACCAAUAAUGACCUCUAGCCCAGGCAACGAGCAAAGUGGCCAUUGAGGGCAGCACCGACCCAAUCUGGCACAUAUGUGCACCAUGGGGGGAAGAGGGGAAAGGGAAGUGGUCCCUGCAGGACUUGGGGGAGGCCCCCAAGUCCCUGUGUUUCCCCUCAGCCUCCUCUCCAGGUUAUAUUCACGCCCACUGCAUCCUGUUCCUGCCUCUUUGCAUCUCUGUUAUUUCCAUCAAUGUUACCAAUAUUGAUGAUGAAAAUGGGGACACACACACACACACACAGAGCUUGACAAACUAAAGUGAACCUUCUGCAUUGCUCCAGGAUGAGAGGGAGAACUGCUUGUCACAGGGGGUCUUUCCCUGAGGUGCAGCCAGGCCCACCCCAGGCUCCAGCCCCUGCACACCUCUGGGACUUGUACUGAGAGCCUUAUGCUUGGAGGACCCCUGAUGCACCCUCUCCUCACCCUCUUCCCUCACUUCUGCUUCUUUGGGGGGAAGGUGUUUGGCAAUUAUCGCGAACUUGGAAGCAGAAGUCUCAGUUCUGCUGUCAAAGGGACACGCAGAUUUUAUGGCUGGAAUUGGGAUUGUGGUUCUUAUUGACUUUGCCCUCUCGUGUCCCCCCCCCCCACCUGAGACCUUGGUUCUCCUCUUACUUGGCCCUCCCACUCCUUUCUUGCAGCUGCCCCUCCCUUCCCUCCUGCCACGCUAGAUGCCGAAGGGCGGGACGCUGGCGGGCACGAAAGAAAAAGAAAAUAUACUCCCUGCACAUUUUCAACAUGUAGUGAAGAGGUCUAAAUUGGGUACUUGAGAAAAAAGAAGGAAACGUUGCUAGAUAAUAUGUGAGUGAGAGAAUGAAACUGUAGAAUGGUUAGCUCAGAGCAGAGGAGGUGGGAGCAGGUGGCCAGAGAGGGGGCUAGGGAGGCAGAGAGCCCCAGCUUCCAGAUGCAUCUGGUCCCUGGGACAUUUGGGAAAGCAGGGGAGUCGCGCUGUGGUAGGAAACGGUCAGAGGCUUAGGGAGCGUUUGUGCCUUUGGUUGGGAAAAUGAGAGAAAGGUCCACCUGAGUUCCUCACUGUUUAUCUGCCACGUUGGCCCACAGGGCAUUUUUGUUCUGAAGGAAAAUGAGCACAUUUCUUGCCCUCCAUGAGCGGUUGCUGGGCAGCCUGGUACUCACUGAAACGCUUGGCAGGGCACCCACUACGUGCAGAGCAACACACUAGGUCCCCUGGGGGCUGGGAAAAGAAAUCACAUCCUGGCCCAGCCUUCAGCCUGCUUUUCCAUUCCCAAAUCACAGUCUCCCAUGGCUUUCUGACCGCCUGUCAGGUAACAGAUCAGCCGGGAAGGCCUCCAUGUUUCUAGGUCUCUCCUUUUGCGUUCAUGUGUGCUCCCGGGUAGAAGAGCAGGCUCAGGUAUCUGUUUGUUUCCACCCUCUGGAGGUUGGGUGGGAAGAACACAGUUGACCCCAGCCCAGUUGCUUGUAUCCGUCGGCCCAAGCUCUGGCUGCCUUUGGAAGGCGACCGUCUUUACCAUGCAUUUCAGCAAUGAUGAAGGCACCUGGGUUGGAGUGCUGCCGAGUGGCCCAAGGAAACAGAGGCUGUGCCUCCAAAUGCUGGUUUAGACUCCCGGGGUGGUGGGCAGAGAGGCGUGAUGGGCAGGGCCUGACCAGAGCUGGAAAGUGACUCACCUGACAGUCUUGUCCCAUCGCCACUCGGAAGAGCAGAGUGGGGAAUGGUGGGACGGGGGCGUCAUGCUCAGUCUGGGUGGACUCCCAUGGAGACCCCACCAGCCUGUCUCGGUCUCCUGUGUGGUGCUGGCAAGGGCAGCAGGAGGUGGGCUUGGGGGGAGAGGCUUGGCGUGAGGAGGGGUUUCCAGGAAUCUUCCCACGCCCACCUUGGGCCAGGUGCUCAUGGGAUCACGCCUCAGUAGACUCCCUGUUGUCCGAAUUGACAGCAUCAGGAAUAAGCCAUUUGUUCCAUCUUUUCUCUGCACAUGUGACAGCCAGACUGCAGCUUCUCACUGCUCCCUGAAGCAGUCACACCGAGCUUGCUUUCAAGCGGGGUGCCCGGGCUGGGGUGGGGCAGGUAUCUGCCCCGGGGUGGGUGUUAGUGCCCAGUGGGCCUAAAGCAGCCUUCAGUUUCUCUGCUGGGGAGGCUGCGGGAAGGCCCUUUAGGGUCCCUGGACAGCAUGUGGCUCUGAGCAAGGCAGAAUUUUGCUGAUUUCUGUGAGAGACUCGGGGACAUAAGGCUUUCAUGAUGCUUGGCCGCAGGACUGGUUUUAAAGUAUUUGAGAACCUGAAAUGCAUUCUGGGCUUUGACCCACUGCCCAUGUGAAAGCCUUCGGUUCUUUUGAACUGAGCUUCUUUUGAAUGACCCCGACUGACCUGGUCUCUCAUGCUGGUGACAGAGGGGAGAGUCAUCUGACCUGGGUCCCGUCCAGGCCAGACAGGCAGCACCACUCCCCGGCAGCCGGCUUCAGACUCUGAGCCCACUGGCCCCCUCAGCUCCACAGGGAAGGACCUGGGAGCAGGACAGCUCUGAGUCCCGAGACGGUCUCCCCUCCCACCUCCACCCAAGUAGACUCUCAGGCUGAGAACACAGCCUGCUCAGCCCCCUCCCGGCCUGAUGCUGACCCACUGGACUGAUGAGGAAAUUGACACCGGAAGGAGAGACUGGCCUGUUCACGGGACACGAUGCACUGGGGCAAAAGCCAGUCCUCAGGUAGGUCUGCUCCCCCCACCCCAUGUGUUUAGGCUGAGGGCAGUUUUAAAGCCCAGUUUUGAGAACAUUCCCUUUUGAGAGCCAAGAAAUGGAGCAUCUCUUCCCAGAAGCCAAAAGAAAUUCCUUUUCUUCUUCUAGUUCCCUGAUGCCUCACCUUGUUUCUCCUCAGGUGGAGGCUGGUUCUGGAGGCUCUGGUGAGGGCGGCCAGAGCAUACGAGGCCUGGAGUUGUGGGCUGGCUAGGGUAGAAAGGAUGAAGGGGUCCUUUAGAAGAAGCUGCCUGUCCAGGGGCCUAGUGAGGGAGCUCAUGCCUGUGUAGGUUCCAGGAAGGGUGCGGAAGCCCUUGGGCUGGGCUCAGAGUUGGAGAAGUCUGGGAAGGACUUAGUCUUCCCUGCUCUGUCUCAGCUGGAGAAUAGAUCCUGGGGGCCGUGCAGCCUCGAGAAUUUACUGCCCCCAGAUGGCUUUGGCUGUAUUCAGAAAGGGUAGCCCUGGAAACAUUCCAGCGAUCUCCCAUUGCUAGGUCUCCAUGAUAUCUCUAGACCCGCAGACGCUAUGCCAACUCGGGGUCACUUGCUUCCAGGUGUGGGCACAAGAGAGGGAAACCCUUCCAACAGUAAUCCCCAUCUUUCCAGAGUGCUUUCUUGUCUCGUGUACUCUCUCAGCCCACCCCCACCCCGCCCCAGCUCGCUCUGAAACUCUCAGUCAUAACAGAAUGGCUGAGAGAGCUGGCCUUGGCGAUGGACAUGCUUGUAACGGGGGGGUCUUGCUUUUAUGCCCCCUUGGACUCCCUCCCCAUCGGACCUUGGGUACCACACCAUGUUAACUCCUGCUGACUGGACAACUUAGGGUUUUUGCCUUGAGCGGCUCGGGCACAUUGGACGGUGUCCAGGACGGAGGCUGGCACAGCUUUCAUGAGACUAGAGAGAAGGGCUCCAGGCUUAGGAAGCUGUACAGAAUGGUCUGAAGAUGAGGUCCCCAUUGGUUCCUCUCAAAAGCAACCAGCACAACAGGCAAACAAACAGAGGCCCCCAACCCUGCCCCCAGCUCUGCCCCGCCCCCCCGACUCUUCCAGGUGUGAUGUGAUACACUCUCAGUGUGUAGGUGUGUGCCCCGCUCUGCCCCCGUCUUCUGGGGUGCUCCUUUCUCCCGUGUCAAGUCUCCUUUCUCCCAUGGCUCCCGAAGUGGAGGGUGCUGUGAUGUUUCUGCCCUCUCUGUGGGAUGUAUCACGAGCUCUCGUGUUUCAGUAUGGGAGGUGAGGCCGUGCCCCAUCUCCCACUGUCUGAAGGGGCCACGCGGGUUCUGUGACUUCCCCGAGAGCUGGUGUGCUGUGCAAGUCUCCAGGAGGAUCUCCAGGUUGGAAAGAGCCCACAUCCCAAUUUUUAGGCCCACCUGGAAGCCGAGGCAACUGCUUUGUUCGGGAAGGCUGCCUGGAGGGGCUGCCCAGGACCCAGGACCCCUUCCUCUCUGCCUGCCUUUGCCCCUGUCCUGACUGGGUUCUGGCAGGAGGGCCUUGGAGACGUCAAGACCAGGAGCCAACAUAAUGUAGGCAUCAAGCAGUCUCUGUCUUGGGGAGCCCUGGGCAUCCCAGCCCAUCUGCGGAGCCCUUGCACGCUCACAAGGACUGAGUCAGGGGCCCCGUCCCUUCUUUGCUGUGGUUAGUAUCUUGUUCUGUGGUUGGUUAGCCGUGUUGAUGACCUAUGUAGCAAAUCUCUUUUGUCUGCAAUUUAGAGAAUGUGUAAACAAAUAAAAGGCUUUAAAAUGC